This is a messenger RNA of Paralichthys olivaceus (Japanese flounder), 2784 nucleotides long. Its product is annotated as heparan-alpha-glucosaminide N-acetyltransferase. Lineage: Eukaryota; Metazoa; Chordata; Actinopteri; Pleuronectiformes; Paralichthyidae. The record is from RefSeq and is a predicted model, not a curated record.
UGCUACAAACAAGUUUGACUUUGUUAAUCCUUGUAGGCAGCAGCUCUGGACGAUACGUCAGUUCAGGGCCCAGUCUGAGAAUGGACCAGGCUUUGUUAACUUUUCAUAACCAGCUGAAAGAAGAGGUGCAGGUUUUCUACACAUCUGAUUACUGCUACAAGUGUGUGUACCAGCAUUUGGCCAGUGUGAAACCCAACAACAACAAUGCAUCUGUGGUGAUCAGCACUAAAUUCACUCUGACUGUGCAGGUGGAACCACAGACCAGGAACUCAACUCUGUGCAGAUGGAGUCAGAAAUAUGGAGAAGGUGGUCAUUACUCUGUUUGGAUCCAGAUGUCUGAAGCCACCAGUGAUCCCAGCUGUGCUCACACUGUGGCCAAAAGACCAAACAACGCAUACCUGCCUCUUUUGGUUUCUGCUCUCCUACUGGCCAUAAUUGCUCUCUUGGUUGUUGCGGCACCCUACAUCUACAGGAGGCGUCGUACAUCAAAUUUCUUUAAGACCAUUUGCUGCCAAUGCACUCAGUACUCGGUGGAUAAUGAUGGAGCGCAUUCUUCUGAAGCCGAGCUGGACAUCACCAAAGCCAAACCAACACGUUUGCGCUCACUGGACACUUUCCGAGGGUUUGCCCUGACAGUGAUGGUGUUCGUGAACUACGGUGGAGGAGGCUACUGGUUCUUUCAACAUGCACCAUGGAAUGGUUUAACUGUGGCGGACCUUGUCAUGCCGUGGUUUGUGUUCAUCAUUGGUACCUCAGUGGUCUUGGCUUUCAGAUCCAUGCACAGGAGAGGGCUGAGCCGCCUCCAGCUGCUGCGCAAAAUCACCUGGAGAACCGUCGUCCUCCUGAUGCUCGGCUUCUGCUUCCUCAACUACUCACCAAGAGAUGGACCACUGUCCUGGUCGUGGCUGCGGAUCCCUGGAGUGCUGCAGCGUCUGGGCUUCACCUACUUUGUUCUGUCUCUGCUGCAGACUUUCUGGAGACAGACAGAAAUCCCACUGACAUCGUAUCACUGGUGGAACCCCAUCCAGGAUGUGGUCUUGUAUUGGCCCCACUGGCUGAUAAUCAUCCUGCUGGAGACUCUGUGGCUGUGCAUCACCUUCCUCAUGCCAGUGCCCAACUGCCCCACAGGGUAUUUGGGAGCUGGUGGAAUCGGUGAUAAUGGUCUUUACCCAAACUGCACUGGAGGCGCUGCAGGACACAUUGAUAGGUUGAUGUUUAGCGAUAACAUGUACAGAUACCCCACGUGCAAAGAAUUGUAUCAGACCACACAGCCCUUUGACCCAGAGGGGGUUCUGGGCACAAUCAACUCCAUCGUCAUGGGAUUCCUGGGAAUGCAGGCUGGGAACAUCAUCAUUUUCUACAAGGUCCGUAUCCUCCGUCGAUUUCUCGUGUGGGCCGUCAUCCUGGGAAUCUCCGCUGCCAUCCUUUCUAAGUGCACACGAGACGGAGGAUUUAUACCUGUCAAUAAAAACCUUUGGUCGUUGUCCUAUGUGACAUGUAUGGGCUGUUUUUCCUUCCUGCUGCUGGCAGCAAUGUACUUUGUCACUGACAUCAAGGGCUGGUGGGGCGGACAGCCGUUCAUAUACCCAGGGAUGAACUCCAUCUUUGUGUAUGUCGGCCACUCUCUCCUGGGUUUCUACUUCCCGUUCAGCUGGGAGAUGCACGUCCAGCAGAGCCACUGGGAGUGGCUCUUCCAAAGCCUGUGGGGGACCGCACUGUGGGUGCUCAUCGCCUACCUGCUCUACAGGAAGAAUUUCUUCCUGAAAAUAUAAACAGAGUGAUUAUCUGUCCCUGUCCUACUGGGAGGGACACCAUUAUAUUAACAGUUAACCAUCUCUUCAGAUAUAAUGAUGCUAAUGUCAACUGAUGAAUUACGCAACAAAGAAAAGGUUCCGUUUUCUAUUCAUCCAACACAAGCUGUAGCACAGUGGAACAUGAGAACAUGUUCAUCCAUGAAACCCAUUCAAUCAACACCCUGGUUCUAAAGAAGAUGAUCCAGUGUCAGGGUGGGCAGCUGAGGUUUUAUUUAAUGCCACUUGUUUUGUGCACUGAAUACACUGAUUAAAUCAAGUAUACUGAGGUGGUACUUAACAAAUUAGGCCGAGUGAUUCCACUACACACCAGCCCGACCAUUAUGAGUCUGUUGCCAUGGCCACUUCUCCUCCAUAUGUGUCCGUUUGUGUGUUCGUGUGUGUUGGGGGGAAUGUACCAUCUGCUGUCCGGGUGACAGAACUUUAAUGGGGGUCAAGAUGCACAACUCAUAGUCAUUAAUGGGACUGAAACCUCUCACACUCAUUGUAUUAGAAAAUCAGGGAAAUUACAUAAAUCCAAUUCAUCAGAGACCCAUGACUCAUUCAAUACUUAACUACUUAACUGAAACAGAGUUAAUCCUCAGAUUCAAACUAUAUUUUUCCGCAUGUUUGACAGUCCUGUUGAUUUAUUUAUAUAUAUGUGUAGAAUGUGUGUAUGAUCAGAUCAGUGUGCUCUCAACAUCAGGUCAGGUUGUGUGUACAUCAUGAAAUGACCAUCUAGUUAAUGAAAUGACACAGCGUCGUGCUUCUCCUCCACAGUAAAAUCAAAUUACUCGCUCCUCCAAGGCUGUAAGAACAUUGCGUAACACGGUGUAGUGGUUUCGGUAACUGUCUUACGAGCAGACGCUGUUGUUGGAAUGCCACUAUAGGAGCCUCCUUCCAUCUUGAACAAGACUACAAAUCCAUUACUGCUCUCCUAAACUCCUGCACUAGCGAUGAAAACACACUAAUGCUAUUUCAUGGGAUUAAAAUG